Glycine soja is the source of this 1071-nucleotide messenger RNA. RefSeq lists its product as uncharacterized. The coding region runs from base 29 to 946 and encodes 305 amino acids. The transcript has 3 exons. NCBI's taxonomy places the organism in Eukaryota, Viridiplantae, Streptophyta, Magnoliopsida, Fabales, Fabaceae. The record is from RefSeq and is a predicted model, not a curated record.
GCAUAAUUUCAUUUACCUUCAGAACUCAAUGGGUGGUGAUGAUCAAAUGAAGACGCUGCAGGCAAAGCCAAAACAACAACAACUUCAACUUGAAGAACUGUACCAAGGAAUCCCAGAUGAGUCUGUUAACCUUACCUUUCAAGACCUAGCCAAUGUGAAUUCAUCAAACAACACAAUGGCCACUACUAAACACGUUUCUGAAGGAGGUAUAAUUAACAACCCUACAAAUAUACCAUCACCUUCUCUUUCCACAGUGCCUAGACUUGACUUCAAAAAAGGCUUGGAGGCAUCCUAUCACAGCCAUCACCACCAUGACAACAACUACAAUCAUCACCAUCAACACCAACAACAUAGAGGUGGUGGUGACUCUCCAUGGGGUCGUUUUAGCCAUGCAAGUGAUGGUGUACCAAGUAGGACUGGUGAGUAUAGCAUGAGUUAUAAUGGAAUGAAGAGUGGUGAGAGUUUUGCUUCUGGAAAAGGUGGUUCUGGUCGACGAAGGCGACCGGGGAUUCCUCACUCUAAGAUUUGCACCAUUUGCAGUAACUAUGUUUAUCUUUUCAGAACUAGAUGCCUGGUAUGUGGCAGGGUUUAUUGCAGGCAGUGUGUGGAAAUAGGCAUGGGAGAAAUGACAGAAGGAAGAAAGUGCAUUGAGUGCCUUGGAUUGAGAUUCAGCCAAAGGUACAUAGAAAGAGCUGGGAUGGCAGGGUGUUGUAGUUUGAGGUAUCCAAGUACAUUGAAGCAUGUUGAGCUCAACUGGGCUGAGAAAGGACCAAGGAGGAGUGGUGAUAGAGGCUAUAAUAAUGGUCACCAUAGUAUGGCCUCCACAAGACCAAGAACCCCUACAAACCGAAGGAGUCCUCUUUCUAUUGCCAGCACUGAAGCCUCCUUUGUCAUGUCUGCAACCCAUUCUCCCUUUUCUGCUCAUCACCACCACAUCCCUCUUUGAAAAUUACAAUAAGCAAUAUAUAACUUUAAAUACUACCAUAUGCAAUAAUAUCUCAGACUUUAGUGCGAUGCCUGAUAAUAUUCUUUCAAUAUAUUUUUUCAGAGUUUGUUUUAUGUGACAUUAUU